UCCGUCUUUAUGUCUGAGCAGCAACUGUUGUUUUAGUUUAAAUCUGAGAUGAACAGCAAACAGAUGAACAGGACAGGGAACAUCCAGAGAAAGAAAAAGAAAUGGAGGUCAAAGAGUCAGAACCACACCGCACCAAAAAACGAUAACAUGACGAAUAAACAUUUGGGCAACCAGACAAGUGCAGCACUGCGGAUGGACGAUGGAGUGGAAGCAGAAUUAAAAAACACCACACAGCAGGAUUGCGGAUGGCUUUCACGCAACCUGCUCCUUGUCCUCACUGUGCUAGGUGUAAUAGCAGGCACAGUAAUGGGCAUGAUGCUGCGUUAUGUUCCUGACCUGGAUACAAACACUCUCAUGAUGGUCUCUUUUCCUGGAGACGUCCUGAUGAGAAUGUUGAAGAUGCUCAUCCUGCCCCUCAUCAUCUCCAGUCUCAUCACAGGUCUGGCUGGUCUGGACGCUCGCUCCAGUGGAAGAAUGGGCACCAGAGCAAUGGUGUACUACAUGUCCACCACAAUAAUCGCUGCUGUUUUAGGUGUCAUCCUGGUGCUGGGAAUUCACCCCGGGAAUCCAAAACUCAGGUCUGGUCAGGUCAGCUCUGCCCCAAAGAAUCAAGAAGUCAGCAGUUUGGAUGCCUUUCUGGAUCUAAUCCGAAACCUCUUCCCAGAGAACCUGGUCCAGGCCUGUUUUCAACAGGUUCAAACAGUGCUGAAGAAAGUAGCCAUCCCAGUCCAGAACCAAACUGAACCAAUCCUCGUCAAUAGGAAGAAACUAGAGCUGAAGUGGGGAAUGAAUGUUUUAGGUUUGAUUGGGUUCUUCAUCACGUUUGGUAUUUGCAUGGGGAAAAUGGGAGAGAGAGGGAAGCUCAUGUCUGAUUUCUUCAACAUCCUUAAUGAGAUCAUCAUGAAGAUGGUGUCCAUGAUCAUGUGGUACUCUCCAGUUGGCAUUGCCUCCCUCAUCUGUGGUAAAAUAGCUGCCAUCGGUGAUCUGGAAGUGGUGGCGAGACAGCUGGGCAUGUACAUGGUCACAGUCAUCGUCGGACUCAUCAUUCAUGGCGGACUCAUCCUGCCAUGCAUAUUCUUCGCCGUGACUCGGAAAAAUCCCUUUAUGUUUUACUCUGGUAUCUUCCAGGCUUGGAUCACUGCUCUGGGAACAGCCAGCAGUGCUGGGACGUUGCCAGUAACAUUUCGUUGUCUGGAGGAGAAUCUGAAGAUUGACAAGCGUGUGACUCGUUUUGUGUUGCCCAUUGGAGCCACCAUAAACAUGGAUGGCACUGCACUCUAUGAAGCCGUGGCAGCCAUAUUCAUCGCCCAGAUGAACGACAUUGCCCUAGAUGGAGGACAAAUCGUUACUGUUAGUAUGACAGCGACUUUAGCCAGUGUUGGAGCUGCCAGUAUUCCCAGUGCAGGUUUGGUCACCAUGCUGCUGAUCCUGACCGCUGUGGGCCUACCAACUCAAGAUAUCAGCCUUCUCGUCGCCGUCGACUGGCUCCUCGACAGAAUGCGCACCUCCAUUAAUGUGGUUGGCGACUCUUUCGGGGCGGGCAUUGUGGACCACCUAUCACGGGCAGAGCUUGCUGUGAUUGACGGGGAAAUUCCUCUAUCAGACGAGGAGUUUGUUCCGCCUCCGCCACUCCUCACUGAAAUAGACCUCAUAGACCCUCUCAAACCUCCCGAACUGCCCCCUCGCUCCCCGCGACCCCCUAAGCUCAACCAUCAUGCUCCGUCUCUGACCCCUUCACAGUCUCAGUCGCACUCCAUCCCGCAUUCGCCCCGUUCGGUCCGCUCUCCAUCCCCUCACUCCAUUCGCUCGCCCUCCCCACGCUCCGUCUGCUCUCACUCCCCGAGGCCUUUCCGAACACAUUCCCCUCGUCUUUUACGCAGGAUGGAGCCUGGAUACUGCGCCCUGCCCACUCACGACAACCAGAUUACCACACUUCCCAGAGGUUUUCGGGAGAGAGGCAGAGACCGGGAAAGAGAUAGAGAAAGAGAGAGACUGAGGGAACGGGAACGAGAUAAAGGAAGCGAGACUGAAGAAGACGAGGAGAAGGAGAAGAUGGUGGACGAGGCAAGCGACGGAGAGGAAAGUGAUGACACGGCGUACGACAGACGCCACACCAUCCCGCCGUGUGAUCUGCCCUGAAGAAGAGCAGAUUACGGCUUUUCCACAUUUUCACAAUUCUUCUUCUGUAUUUCAGCACCCGCCUUGCUGGAUGAAAGCUGUCGUUUGGUUGUUUGGCAAAGACUUUGAGUACCUACGUGUGUUGUGUGUUUGUUUUGCUUUCAGAAACUGGACAUUAGUGAGGAUUCAUUGGCAAGUGUGUUUCUUAGCAUCAGCUUUAUAGUCUAGCAACACCAAUCAUUUGUAUCUUGCAACUCAUUUGCUUUCACUGGUUAUUUGCUUUUACAGGAUUUCAAUAACAAACCGGAUCAGUGGCUUUGAGCGUUUAUUGCACGUGCACUGCCAAUCUUGAUUUUAUUUAGUCUUUGUCCUCCUUUAUCAUAUCAUUUAUCUAGGCUACUGGGAUACUGGUUAAAACACUGGAGGUCAUUGCUCUGCAUUGUAAAAUCCAGACUUACUCAGUGCUUCAAGGAAAAGAAGUUCUUGACUCAUUUGAGCUGCCUUAGUUUACUUUAUUUUUGCCUAGAUGUCCCCUGUUCAUUGCCAGUGCAACAUAAACAAAGAAAUGACAACAGGCAGCUCAAAUGAGUCGAAGCGGUUGCUUCCUAUAAACAAUCCCAAGUUGUUAAACAUCUCCUGUUUUAUGAUUUGUGGGGUUUUUUCUCUUUUGACGGUGGCGAGGACGUCAUGAGCAGCUGUGAGUAACACAAGGAAGUUUCUCUCCGAGCCCCUCAUGUCCUGUCCUGUUCCGCAUGUCUUAAAAAUCUGAAUCAUAUACUGAGAAAAUCAUUAGAAUUGACAGAUUGACCAACACACUGUUUAGAUUAGUGGGUGUGAUGUCAGGCUUGUUACACAAAUCUGACGUAGUGUGUUUUUUUUAUACCGAUUGACCCUUUGAAAGUUGUCCACUCUCAUAUGAAUGUGAGUGAAGUUCUUAGUCAAUAGAAAAAAAUUACACAUAUAUAUAAUUUAUAUAUACACAUAUAUAUUAUUAUAUAUAAACAAUUGUAUAUUACUUCACAGCACAACAAUUCUUGUAUUGAAAUGUAUAAAUAUAUUUAUAUAUCAUUUGUAAUACAAUUUUGUAAUUUAAUACAGUCAGAUAUAUGCACUCUACUUUUAAAAACUCAAGUACAUACACAAAACAACAUGAGCGUUUAUAGCAAAUAAACAAAUAUAAAUAUAUAUUGUCGAGUAAACUCUUACACCUGUAUGAUUGUUCACACGCUCAACAAAAAGGGCUGCGAUUGGCUCUAAUGCUUUGGCACUGUUCACCGAUAAAUGACACUGAUAAAUGGCAGCGGCGAUCACGCGCUCGUGUCUAUAUCCAGAAGUAUCACUGUAACAUCCAAGAGGAGAGGAAAUGUAAAGUAAAUGGAGUUUACUUUAAUUUUCUUCAUAACAGUCAAACAGGGCUUCUGCUGUAACUUUUUAUGCAGUUGGAGUGUUUUAAUUACUCGCGCUCGUCUUCCUCACCAUAGUAAGCUACCGCAAUAUAGGACAUAUUAGAUAAAUCAUAAUCAUAAAUAGAUCAUGAUCUAUUACUGAACCGAUACCAAAUUUUUCACAUCUGUAUCGCAGUGCACAAAAGAAACAAUUAAUUUUGACACCCUCAAUAUAUAUUUUAAUUUAUAUAUAUA
Messenger RNA from Danio aesculapii, 3758 nucleotides. RefSeq names its product solute carrier family 1 member 9 (gene slc1a9). Gene Ontology annotation, cellular component: plasma membrane. The transcript has 11 exons. Gene Ontology annotation, molecular function: L-glutamate transmembrane transporter activity; neutral L-amino acid transmembrane transporter activity; glutamate:sodium symporter activity. Lineage: Eukaryota; Metazoa; Chordata; Actinopteri; Cypriniformes; Danionidae. The record is from RefSeq and is a predicted model, not a curated record. Bases 49 to 2139 code for a protein of 696 amino acids. Gene Ontology annotation, biological process: L-glutamate transmembrane transport.